AUGAAUAAAUUGUUUACUAUUACUUUAGUGGUAUAUUGUUUCAUAUCUAAUACUUAUGCCUCACCUACUUUUGGUAAGUAUGUUCAUUGCUCAAGUAACGGAAGUGAUUGCACUGGAUGUGGUGCUGGUGCUACUGAUGUUAGUGGUGCUUAGGAUUUAUUCACAUAUUCUUCAGGUAAUAAAUGUUUAUUUCUUGAUUGCUCAGUAACUGUUGAUGCAACAAAAUUAAAUGGCUGGAUAUGUGCUUCUUGCAAUGGAGUUAAUAAUAGUAUUGUACCUCCAAGAAAAUAUUUUUAAGGUGGUACUUGUGUUGCUUCUUGCACUCCACCUGCUACUGCUACCUCCGACUAAAUUUGUUACUCACCUGCUGUUGGUAAUGCUGUCCCUUGCUCAAGCAACGGAAGUGGUUGCACUGGAUGUGGUGCUGGUGCUACUGAUGUUAGUGGUGCUUAGGCUUUAUUCACUUAAGUUUCAGGUAAAAACUGCGUAUUUGCUGAUUGCUAAGCAACUGUUGCUGCAACAAGUUCUAGUUGUGCUGCUUCUUGCACAGCACCUAAUGUUCCUAACACCAACUAAAUUUGUUAGAAACCUCCUGCUGUUACUGGUAAUAAUGUUGCUUGCUCAACUAAUGGAACAGAUUGUACAGGAUGUGGAGCUAAUGCUACAAUUUAAGGAUUAUUUACUUAUGUUUCAGGUAAUGUCUGCAAAAUUACAGACUGUUCUUCAACUACCACCUCUAAUGCUGCUAAUUUGAAUGGUUGGGUUUGUAAUUUUUGCAAUGGUUAGACUGGUUCCACUGUUCCUGCUGGUUCAUAAUUUUCUGGAUCAACAUGCGCUACUUCUUGCCCUUCUGGCCAAACUACUUCUGCCUCAAACUCAUUUACUUGCACUGCUGGUUCUUCAACUAAUGCUAGCGUUGUAAUUUAUUUAUUAAGAAAAGGAAAAUUUAACAUAAAUAUUUAACAUAUGGAAGAAAUCAGGGAUCACCAAGAAGAAGCCAGUAUACUUGUUUUUUAUUGA
Molecule: messenger RNA, 1020 nt
Organism: Tetrahymena thermophila SB210
Lineage: Eukaryota; Ciliophora; Oligohymenophorea; Hymenostomatida; Tetrahymenidae
Exons: 3
Source: RefSeq, a predicted model, not a curated record